AUGACGGUGUCCAGUGGCCUUUCGACUGUGUCUCUUCCGGAUUUUAACCUUGACAACUUCCCUCCACCGCGCCCAUCUACCCCUGCAGCGCGGGCCGCUACUACACCGCUGAAGCACGCGGAAUUUUUCCACUCUCCCUUGUCUUCUGAAUACAAGCCUACAUCGCCAAUGCCGCCUCCGUACAAGCAGUACGGAUUGCCCAGCAAUCCACGUUCUCUUAGAAGCCUGGAGAGCGGUGUCCGACGCUACGCGCCUCCUCGCCCACGUAGUGGGAUUCGCGGCGCGAUUAGCGGUAUCUUCUCACACAAACCCGAACCGGACCUGGACAUCCCUAUACAAGACGUUUCUUCCGACAGCUCGCAUACACGGGGUGAUAGCGCGCGUACGAAUGCAUGGUCACCUCUGCGUAUCGAGAAAAGAGAGAUCGUGCACACGGAGUCUUGUCGUUGUCAGAAUCCGAAGCGAAAGAAGCAACAUCGGCUGUGUAUCGUUCUGCUCGUGAUCCUGCUGCUUUAUCUGUUCGUGAACGCUGUUGUGGUGAACAUACGCGUCUUCGCUGGAAAGAAAAGAGAUACGAAUAUACUUUCACCAGAACAACAGCUGUGUCUUACGCAGUUCACUGUGAACGCACCGGCGAACGCGUCGCUGUACCCUUGUUCAACAUGCCUCAAUUUCCUUCAAGGGAUUCCGUCUUCAUUCAGAUUUGCAGCACCAGAUGACGCGCAGACACUCUCAAAUAGUCUCCAGUUCUGUGGCUUGCAGUCUCUCUUCACGGCAUCGGGAGCCGCUGCCCAAGGCGCAUUAGCAAACGGAGGUUGGGUACAGGAUGUUAACUUUUGGAAAGUAAAGUCAUUGCAAAUGGUGUUCCCUGCUGUACCAUCAGUUAUGCCAUCAGGAAUAGGCGCUUUGACGUCCCUCCAGUCAUUGCAGAUAACCGGUGGGAACGGUAUACCAGCUGGCGCUUUCCCAGGAAGCUUCGCCAACCUCACCUCUCUCACCUCUCUCGACCUCGAAAGUACAUCUCUAACAGCCCCACCGGCGACGCUCUUCCAACAGGGCGCAGUGAGCGGGCUCACGAGUUUGACACUUGUGAAAAAUACGGGUUUCGCGGGUGCGUUUCCGGAUGUUAGUGCUUUGGCUUUGCAAAGUUUGGUUGUGAGCGACCAACAAAUCUCAACACCCCUCUCGAGCCUACUCAACAGCUCUACGAUAACAAACUCACUCACGACGCUAUCCCUAACCUCAACAAACCUAACCGGCUCCUUCCCUUCCUCCUCUUCCUCCUCUUCACAACAAGGACAAGACCUACCGAACCUACAAACCCUCUCCCUAUCCUCCAACCCCUCCCUCUCAGGCUCGAUGCCAGAAUCGGUAUGUGCGAGUACGAAACUCGUGAGUUGUGA
Messenger RNA from Fomitiporia mediterranea MF3/22, 1403 nucleotides. RefSeq lists its product as uncharacterized. The annotation marks the transcript as partial. NCBI's taxonomy places the organism in Eukaryota, Fungi, Basidiomycota, Agaricomycetes, Hymenochaetales, Hymenochaetaceae. The record is from RefSeq and is a predicted model, not a curated record. The transcript has 6 exons.